UCUCGGCUCUUUUGCAUCAUGGCGGUAAAUCUCCCAAGCUUCUCCCAGCCUGGUUUGGAGUGCUUUAAGCAGCUACAACAGGAAGCCGAGUUCCUGGUAUGUUCAGUCAGACAGCUGAAAGACUCCCAGGCCCGAUACGCUCACGCACUGGAGAGCGUAGAGAUCAUGAGCAGAAACAGAAAUGGAGAAUUCCUUGUGCCCCUCACAAGCUAUAUGUAUGUUCCUGGAGCUUUAAACACGGACCACGUCAUGGUGAACAUUGGGGCCGGAUUUCAUGUGGAAAAGAGUAUGGAGGAAGCCAAGGCCUUCUUAAAGCGGCAGAUUGACCUCGUCUCAAAGCAGGUGGAAAAGGUUGAGUCAGUUGUUGAGGAGAAAUGUUUAAUCAUCAAAGGAGUGAAAGCCUCUAUUCUGACAACUGGAGCUGCCAACCACGGGUCAUGAAUUCACCUGCCGUAUGAGUAUUCAGGUGUAGCUCUGCUCUCUGAAGUUUAAUUGUCAUUAGUUUUCUUAAGUUGAUUGUUUUUAUUCGAGUUGUUUGAGAUGUUGUUGCUGGUUUAAACAUUUAAUAUUUUAAAGGUUUAUUUUAGUGCCCUGGUUUUUGGGUGAAACGGCUCGGAUGUGUUUUCUUCAAAAUGUUUCACCUGUAUGUUAAAACCCAGGAAUAUAUCCUGGUAGGUUAUAGGGUAAAAAAAAUAGGGUAGGCAAGAAUAAGCUUUGCUUCAGCCCAUUCCUUUUUUGGUAAAUUGUGGGUUAUUUAUUGUUUAUUGUCAUUUCUUUGUUGUUUCUGGUGAUGUGGACAGUUUACCAAAAUAAAAUAGAUAAAUCAAUCAAAUGAAUCAAUCAAUAUUUUUUUUUUAGUGUUAGAGGAACAUGCUGUGAUACAUUGUUAUAGGAAAAAUAA
Messenger RNA from Poeciliopsis prolifica (blackstripe livebearer), 901 nucleotides. Its product is annotated as prefoldin subunit 5-like. Gene Ontology annotation, cellular component: prefoldin complex; cytoplasm. The record is from RefSeq and is a predicted model, not a curated record. Gene Ontology annotation, biological process: regulation of DNA-templated transcription; protein folding. The transcript has 6 exons. Lineage: Eukaryota; Metazoa; Chordata; Actinopteri; Cyprinodontiformes; Poeciliidae. Bases 19 to 441 code for a protein of 140 amino acids.